CGCGCGGGGAGGGCUGGGGAAAGGGGAGAGAGCCGGGUGCCCACUGCGGGGAGAGCGGGCUCUGCCUCGGGGAAGGAGGGGAUGAGAGCUGGGGGGAGCAGCGCCAGGAGGAGGCGGCGGCGGCCGGCGAGGAGCCCGCGCUGGGCUCUGCGGUAGGACUCCCCGGAGCCACCAUCAUGGUGAAGAGGAAGAGCUCCGAGGGCCAGGAGCAGGACGGCGGCCGCGGCAUCCCGCUGCCCAUCCAGACCUUCCUGUGGCGGCAAACCAGUGCAUUUUUGAGGCCUAAACUGGGGAAGCAAUAUGAAGCAUCUUGUGUGUCCUUUGAACGCGUGUUGGUGGAAAACAAACUGCAUGGCCUCUCCCCAGCCCUCUCUGAAGCCAUCCAGAGUAUUUCCAGGUGGGAGCUGGUACAAGCUGCCCUACCUCAUGUUCUCCACUGCACCGCAACCCUGCUAUCAAACAGGAACAAACUAGGCCACCAGGAUAAGCUGGGUGUUGCUGAGACAAAACUCCUUCAUACCCUGCACUGGAUGCUCCUAGAGGCUCCCCAAGACUGCAACAGUGAGCAGUUUGGGGGUACAGACCGAGGCUCCAGCUGGGGUGGCAGCAGCAGUGCUUUUAUCCACCAGAUUGAAAACCAGGGUUCUCCAGGGCAGCCUUGCCGAAGCAGCUCCAAUGACGAGGAAGAAAACAACCGAAGGAAGAUCUUUCAGAACUCCAUGGCUACGGUGGAGCUCUUUGUGUUUCUGUUUGCUCCUCUGGUGCAUAGGAUCAAGGAAUCUGAUCUCACCUUCCGAUUGGCCAGUGGGCUGGUCAUAUGGCAGCCUAUGUGGGAGCACAGACAGCCUGAAGUCUCUGGUUUUACUGCUCUGGUGAAACCCAUCAGGAAUAUCAUUACAGCUAAGAGAAGUUCUCCUAUCAACAAUAGAAGUCAGACCUGUGAAUCACCAAAUCCAGACCCAGGACAGCAAGGAGAGGGACUCCAGGUGGUCUGUGAAACGUUCCAGUCUGAUUCAGUCUCACCCAAGGCCACCAUUUCAGGCUGCCACCAAGGAAACUCCUUUGAUGGAAGCCUAUCCUCCCAGACUUCCCAGGAAAGAGGCCCAUCACAUUCCAGGGCCUCCCUUGUGAUACCACCAUGCCAGAGGUCACGCUAUGCCACCUACUUCGAUGUCGCUGUUCUCCGCUGCCUCCUCCAGCCCCAUUGGUCUGAGGAAGGAACUCAGUGGUCCCUGAUGUAUUAUUUACAAAGGCUGAGACACAUGCUGGAAGAGAAACCAGAAAAGACCCCAGAGCCAGAUAUUCCUCUCCUGCCCAGACCCAGGAGUAGCUCAAUGGUGGCAGCAGCUCCCUCUCUAGUGAACACCCACAAGACCCAGGAUCUCACAAUGAAGUGUAAUGAAGAAGAAAAGUCUCUAAGCCCUGAGGCUUUUUCAAAGGUUUCUUUGACUAAUCUUCGCAGAUCUGCAGUCCCAGAUCUUUCUUCAGACCUGGGCAUGAACAUUUUUAAGAAGUUCAAGAGCCGCAAAGAAGACCGAGAGAGGAAAGGCUCCAUCCCCUUCCACCACACAGGGAAGAGGAGACCUAGAAGAAUGGGUGUACCAUUCCUGCCCCAUGAGGACCACCAGGAUGUGUCGCCCACCCGCAGCACAUUCUCUUUCGGGAGCGUCUCUGGGCUUGGAGAAGACAGGCGAGGCAUGGAAAAGGGAGGCUGGCAAACCACCAUUUUAGGGAAACUGACUCGUCGGGGCAGCUCAGAUGCAGCCACUGAAAUGGAAAGCUUGAGCGCCAGGCACUCCCACUCCCAUCAUACUCUGGUGAGCGACCUGCCUGACCACUCCAACAACCAUGGAGAAAAUACCGUCAAGGAAGUGCGAUCCCAGAUCUCCACAAUCACAGUUGCAACUUUCAAUACCACACUGGCAUCUUUCAACGUAGGCUACGCAGACUUUUUCAGUGAGCAUAUGAGGAAGCUCUGCAACCAGGUGCCGAUCCCAGAGAUGCCACAUGAACCUCUGGCAUGCGCGAACCUGCCACGAAGCCUCACAGACUCCUGCAUAAACUACAGCUACAUGGAGGACACGGAACAUAUUGAUGGAACCAACAACUUUGUCCACAAGAAUGGCAUGCUGGAUCUUUCUGUGCUUCUGAAGGCUGUUUAUCUCGUCCUUAACCAUGACAUCAGCUCUCGCAUUUGUGACGUGGCACUAAACAUUGUGGAAUGUUUGCUUCAACUUGGGGUGGUUCCAUGUGUGGAAAAGAACAGAAAGAAGAGUGAAAACAGGGAAAAUGAGACUGUGGAAAAGAGACUGAGUGAGGGAGCUUUCCAGUUCAAAGGCAUGUCUGGAAGUUCCACUGGUGGAUUUGGGGCCCCCUCAGUUAGUGGAGCUGGAGAUGGUGGAGGAGAAGAAGGAGGAGGUGGAGAUGGAGGAGGAGGUGGAGGAGGUGAUGGAGGAGGCGGUGGAGGAGGCGGAGGAGGCCCUUAUGAGAAGAAUGGGAAGAACCAAGAGAAGGAUGACAGCAUACCUGUAAGCAACCAUAGGCUUGCUCUCACGAUGCUCAUCAAGAUAGUAAAGUCUUUGGGAUGUGCCUAUGGUUGUGGAGAAGGACACCGAGGGCUCUCUGGAGAUCGUCUGAGACACCAGGUAUUCCGAGAGAAUGCCCAGAACUGCCUCACUAAGCUAUACAAGCUAGAUAAGAUGCAGUUCCGACAAACCAUGAGGGACUAUGUGAACAAGGACUCUCUCAAUAAUGUAGUGGACUUCUUGCAUGCUUUGCUAGGAUUUUGUAUGGAGCCUGUCACUGACAACAAAGCUGGGUUUGGAAACAACUUCACCACAGUGGACAACAAAUCGACAGCUCAGAAUGUGGAAGGCAUCAUUGUCAGUGCCAUGUUCAAAUCCCUCAUCACACGCUGUGCCUCAACCACACAUGAACUACAUAGCCCCGAGAAUCUGGGACUGUAUUGUGACAUCCGCCAGCUGGUCCAGUUUAUCAAAGAAGCACAUGGGAACGUCUUCAGAAGAGUGGCACUUAGUGCUUUGCUUGACAGUGCUGAAAAGUUAGCACCAGGGAAGAAGGUGGAGGAGAAUGAACAGGAAUCUAAGCCUGCAGGUGGUAAAAGGUCAGAGGCAGGAAGCAUCGUGGUGGAUAAAGGCCAGGUGUCUGCACCUGAAGAAUGUCGCAGUUUCAUGUCUGGUCGCCCCUCACAGACUCCAGAACAUGAUGAACAAAUGCAGGGAGGCAAUCUGGGAAGGAAAGAUUUCUGGCGCAAGAUGUUCAAAUCCCAGAGUGCAGCAAGUGACACCAGUAGCCAAUCUGAGCAGGACACCUCGGAAUGUACCACAGCCCACUCAGGGAACACCUCUGACCGCCGUUCACGCUCACGAUCCCGCAGAAUUUCCCUGCGAAAGAAGCUUAAACUCCCCAUAGGUAAAAGAAACUGGCUGAAACGCUCGUCCCUCUCGGGCCUGGCAGAUGGUGUAGAAGACCUCCUGGACAUCAGCUCUGUGGAUCGCCUGUCUUUCAUCAGGCAGAGCUCUAAGGUCAAGUUUACCAGUGCUGUCAAGCUUUCUGAAGGUGGGCCAGGGAGUGGAAUGGAAAACGGGAGAGAGGAGGAGGAGAAUUUCUUCAAGCGUCUUGGUUGCCACAGUUUCGAUGACCACCUUCCUCCCAGCCAAGAUGGCGGAAAGAGCAAAAAUGUGGUGAAUCUUGGAGCAAUUCGACAAGGCAUGAAACGCUUUCAAUUUCUGUUAAACUGCUGUGAGCCAGGGACAAUUCCUGACGCAUCCAUCUUGGCUGCUGCCUUGGACCUAGAAGCUCCUGUGGUAGCCAGAGCAGCCUUGUUCCUGGAAUGUGCCCGUUUUGUUCACCGCUGCAAUCGUGGCAACUGGCCAGAGUGGAUGAAAGGGCACCAUGUGAACAUCACCAAGAAAGGCCUUUCCCGGGGCCGGUCUCCCAUCGUGGGCAACAAGCGGAACCAGAAACUCCAGUGGAACGCUGCCAAGCUCUUCUACCAAUGGGGAGAUGCAAUUGGCAUCCGAUUGAAUGAGCUGUGCCAUGGAGAGAGCGAGAGCCCUGCCAACUUGCUGGGCCUCAUUUAUGAUGAGGAGACCAAGAGGAGGCUGAGAAAGGAAGAUGAGGAGGAAGACUUUUUAGAUGACAGUACAGUGAACCCCUCUAAAUGUGGCUGUCCCUUUGCCCUGAAGAUGGCAGCAUGCCAGCUUCUUCUGGAGAUUACCACCUUCCUGAGGGAGACUUUUUCUUGCCUGCCCAGACCUCGCACUGAGCCCCUAGUGGACCUGGAGAGCUGCAGGCUUCGUCUAGAUCCUGAGUUGGACCGGCACAGAUACGAGAGAAAAAUCAGCUUUGCUGGGGUUCUGGAUGAAAAUGAAGACUCAAAAGAUUCUCUCCACAGCAGCAGCCACACCCUCAAAUCAGAUGCAGGUGCUGAAGAGAAGAAAGUUCCCAGCAGGAAGAUCAGGAUAGGAGGUUCUCGCCUGCUCCAGAUUAAAGGAACCCGCAGUUUCCAGGUGAAGAAGGGGGGUUCCUUGUCCAGCAUUCGCCGGGUCGGCAGCUUAAAGAGCAGCAAGUUAUCACGGCAGGACUCAGAGUCUGAGGCUGAGGAGCUGCAGCUGUCCCAGAGCAGGGACACUGUCACUGACCUAGAAGGGAGUCCUUGGAGUACAAGUGAGCCCAGCAUUGAGCCAGAAGGAAUGAGCAAUGCCGGCACAGAGGAAAAUUACCACAGGAACAUGUCAUGGCUUCACGUCAUGAUCUUGCUAUGCAAUCAACAAAGUUUCAUCUGCACACAUGUGGACUACUGCCAUCCACACUGCUACCUGCACCACAGCCGCUCCUGUGCCCGGCUGGUCAGGGCCAUUAAGCUGCUCUAUGGGGAUAGUGUGGACUCCCUACGUGAGAGCAACAAUAUCAGCAAUGUGGCUCUGAGGGGCAAGAAACAGAAAGAGUGCUCAGAUAAGUCAUGCCUGAGGACGCCAUCUCUGAAGAAGAGAGUUUCUGAUGCCAACCUAGAAGGGAAAAAGGAUUCUGGAAUGCUGAAGUACAUCAGGCUUCAGGUGAUGAGCUUGUCACCUGCUCCCUUGUCCCUGUUAAUCAAGGCAGCACCGAUUCUGACAGAGGAGAUGUAUGGAGACAUCCAGCCUGCAGCGUGGGAGCUCCUGCUUAGCAUGGAUGAGCACAUGGCAGGGGCAGCAGCGGCCAUGUUCCUGUUGUGUGCAGUGAAGGUUCCUGAAGCUGUGUCGGACAUGCUGAUGUCAGAGUUCCACCAUGCAGAGACUGUGCAGAGACUGAAUGCUGUCCUCAAGUUUCACACACUCUGGAGGUUUCGCUAUCAGGUCUGGCCCCGGAUGGAGGAGGGAGCACAGCAGAUUUUUAAGAUCCCGCCUCCCAGUAUAAACUUCACCCUGCCCUCACCAGUGCUUGGAAUGCCAUCUGUCCCAAUGUUUGACCCUCCAUGGGUCCCUCAGUGCAGCGGGAGUGUCCAGGACCCCAUUAAUGAAGACCAGUCUAAAUCCUUUUCUGCCAGGGCUGUGUCUCGCUCCCACCAAAGGGCAGAGCACAUUUUAAAGAACUUGCAGCAGGAGGAAGAGAAGAAACGUCUUGGCCGAGAAGCCAGCCUCAUCACCGCCAUCCCCAUCACCCAGGAGGCUUGCUAUGAGCCUACCUGCACACCCAACUCGGAGCCUGAAGAAGAAGUAGAAGAAGUUACCAAUCUGGCAUCCCGCCGGCUGUCUGUGAGCCCUUCCUGCACCUCCAGCACAUCCCACAGGAAUUACUCCUUCCGCCGAGGGUCAGUCUGGUCAGUGCGCUCAGCAGUCAGUGCUGAAGAUGAGGAGCACACCACCGAACACACGCCAAACCACCACGUGCCUCAACCUCCACAAGCAGUAUUCCCAGCAUGCAUCUGUGCAGCAGUCCUUCCCAUCGUUCACCUAAUGGAGGAUGGUGAGGUGCGGGAAGAUGGAGUAGCAGUGAGUGCUGUGGCCCAGCAAGUCUUGUGGAAUUGUCUAAUUGAAGAUCCAUCAACAGUUCUUAGACAUUUUCUGGAAAAACUCACCAUCAGCAAUAGACAAGAUGAGUUAAUGUACAUGCUGCGCAAACUUCUUUUAAAUAUUGGAGACUUUCCAGCUCAGACAUCACACAUCCUAUUCAACUACUUGGUAGGACUAAUCAUGUAUUUUGUAAGGACCCCGUGUGAGUGGGGGAUGGAUGCCAUCUCUGCCACUCUGACCUUCCUGUGGGAGGUGGUCGGGUAUGUGGAGGGCCUCUUCUUCAAGGACCUCAAGCAGACAAUGAAGAAGGAGCAAUGCGAAGUCAAACUCCUGGUCACUGCUUCCAUGCCAGGCACCAAAACCUUGGUAGUUCACGGACAGAAUGAGUGUGAUAUCCCAACCCAGUUACCAGUCCACGAAGACACUCAAUUUGAAGCCCUGCUGAAGGAGUGUCUCGAGUUUUUCAACGUCCCAGAAUCCCAGUCAACACAUUAUUUCCUCAUGGAUAAACGAUGGAACCUUAUCCACUACAAUAAGACCUAUGUUCGAGAUAUUUAUCCCUUCCGGAGGUCUGUAUCCCCACAGCUGAACCUUGUACAUAUGCAUCCGGAGAAGGGACAGGAGCUCAUUCAGAAACAGGUGUUCACCCGGAAGCUGGAGGAAGUUGGGCGGGUAUUGUUUCUCAUCUCCCUAACCCAGAAGAUCCCCACAGCCCACAAGCAGUCCCAUGUCUCUAUGCUUCAGGAAGACCUGCUCCGGCUGCCUUCCUUCCCGAGAAGUGCCAUAGAUGCUGAGUUUUCACUCUUCAGUGAUCCUCAAGCUGGGAAGGAACUGUUUGGCCUUGACACCCUUCAGAAAAGCUUGUGGAUCCAGCUCCUGGAGGAGAUGUUCCUAGGCAUGCCGAGCGAGUUUCCCUGGGGAGAUGAAAUCAUGCUUUUUCUCAACGUGUUUAACGGGGCCCUGAUCCUCCAUCCAGAAGACAGUGCCCUGCUUAGGCAGUAUGCAGCCACUGUCAUCAACACGGCUGUGCACUUCAAUCAUCUCUUCUCUCUCAGUGGCUACCAGUGGAUUCUUCCCACCAUGCUGCAGGUGUACUCUGACUAUGAAAGCAAUCCCCAGUUGCGUCGGGCCAUCGAAUUUGCCUGCCACCAGUUUUACAUUCUACACCGGAAACCUUUUGUGCUCCAGCUGUUCGCUAGCGUGGCCCCUCUCCUGGAGUUUCCAGAUGCUGCCAAUAAUGGACCCAGGAAAGGUGUAUCAGCUCAGUGUCUGUUUGACUUGCUACAGUCCCUGGAGGGAGAGACCACUGACAUAUUAGACAUCCUAGAGCUGGUCAAAGCUGAGAAGCCUCUCAAGUCACUAGAUUUCUGCUAUGGAAAUGAAGAUUUAACAUUCUCCAUAAGUGAAGCCAUCAAGCUUUGUGUCACUGUGGUGGCGUAUGCUCCUGAGUCAUUCAGAAGCCUUCAGAUGCUGAUGGUCUUGGAGGCUUUAGUUCCAUGCUACCUGCAAAAGAUGAAGAGGCAGACGUCACAGGUAGAGACAGCACCUGCUGCUCGUGAAGAAAUUGCUGCCACAGCUGCUCUGGCCACAUCCCUACAAGCUCUUUUGUACAGUGUGGAGGUCCUUACCAGGCCCAUGACAGCCCCACAGAUGAGCAGGUGCGAUCAAGGUCACAAGGGUACAACCACAGCCAAUCACACCAUGUCAUCUGGAGUGAACACCAGGUACCAGGAGCAAGGAGCAAAACUGCACUUUAUCAGGGAAAACCUUCACUUACUGGAGGAAGGUCAAGGCCUUCCCAGAGAGGAACUAGAUGAACGAAUUGCUCGAGAAGAGUUCAGAAGACCCCGGGAAUCUCUGUUGAACAUUUGCACAGAAUUCUAUAAGCACUGUGGACCAAGGCUGAAGAUCUUGCAAAACUUGGCUGGGGAGCCACGGGUCACCGCCCUGGAGCUGCUGGAUGUGAAGUCCCACAUGAGGCUGGCAGAAAUCGCACACUCCCUUCUGAAGCUGGCACCAUACGACACCCAGACAAUGGAAAGCCGAGGGCUUCGGCGCUACAUCAUGGAGAUGCUGCCCAUUACCGACUGGUCAGCAGAGGCAGUGAGGCCAGCCCUUAUCCUCAUUCUCAAGAGACUGGAUAGAAUGUUCAACAAAAUUCAUAAGAUGCCUACCUUGAGGCGACAGGUUGAGUGGGAGCCUGCCAGCAGUUUGAUUGAAGGGGUUUGUUUGACACUUCAGAGGCAGCCAAUCAUAUCCUUCCUGCCUCACCUUAGGUCACUGAUCAAUGUCUGUGUCAAUCUGGUGAUGGGAGUGGUAGGACCUUCCAGUGUUGCUGAUGGAUUACCCCUUCUUCAUCUCAGCCCUUAUCUCUCACCACCUCUGCCCUUCAGCACAGCUGUUGUCCGGCUUGUAGCAUUGCAGAUACAGGCUUUAAAAGAAGAUUUCCCUUUAAGCCAUGUGAUCUCCCCAUUCACCAAUCAAGAGCGAAGGGAGGGGAUGCUUUUAAAUCUGCUCAUCCCAUUUGUGCUCACAGUAGGAUCUGGAAGCAAAGACAGCCCAUGGCUGGAACAGCCUGAGGUACAGCUACUGCUGCAGACAGUCAUUAACGUGCUUCUGCCCCCUCGGAUCAUCAGCACAUCCAGGAGCAAGAACUUCAUGCUGGAGAGCUCCCCUGCCCACUGCUCCACCCCUGGGGAUGCAGGGAAAGACCUGCGCAGGGAAGGGCUAGCUGAGUCCACCAGCCAGGCUGCCUACUUGGCCCUGAAGGUGAUUCUCGUCUGCUUUGAGAGGCAGCUGGGAAGUCAAUGGUACUGGCUGAGCCUGCAAGUCAAGGAGAUGGCUCUGCGGAAGGUGGGCGGCCUGGCCCUGUGGGACUUCCUGGACUUUAUCGUGCGCACUAGGAUACCCAUCUUCGUGCUCUUGCGCCCCUUCAUCCAGUGCAAGCUUCUGGCCCAGCCAGCAGAGAAUCAUGAAGAACUUUCUGCCCGACAACAUAUUGCUGACCAACUAGAACGGCGCUUCAUACCUCGCCCUUUGUGUAAGAGCUCGCUCAUUGCUGAGUUCAACAAUGAACUGAAAAUUCUGAAGGAAGCAGUUCACAGUGGAUCAGCUUACCAAGGGAAGACAUCCAUCAGCACUGUGGGCACAUCCACCUCUGCUUACCGCCUAAGCCUGGCCACCAUGUCUCGCUCCAACACAGGCACGGGCACUGUCUGGGAACAAGACAGCGAGCCAUCCCAACAGGCUUCACAAGACACCCUCAGUCGGACUGAUGAGGAAGAUGAGGAAAAUGACUCUAUAAGCAUGCCCAGUGUGGUAAGUGAACAGGAAGCUUACCUUCUGAGCGCCAUUGGAAGGAGGCGGUUCUCCAGCCAUGUCUCCAGCAUGUCUGCACCUCAGGCUGAGGUGGGCAUGUUACCCAGUCAAAGUGAACCUAAUGUCCUCGAUGACUCCCAGGGCCUGGCCGCUGAGGGCAGCCUCUCUAGGGUGGCAAGUGUGCAGAGUGAACCUGGCCAGCAGAAUCUCCUCCUGCAGCAGCCACUGGGGAGGAAGAGGGGCUUGAGGCAGCUAAGACGACCUCUGCUGUCAAGGCAGAAGACUCAAACCGAACCUAGAAACCGCCAUGGUGCUCGACUGUCCACUACUCGGAGAAGCAUUCAACCUAAAACAAAGCCAUCUGCUGAUCAGAAACGAUCUGUGACCUUCAUUGAGGCUCAGCCAGAGUCAACAGCUGCCCCAAUAGACAUACUUCCUGCCCCAAGCCAACCACAGGGCUGCAGCCCAGGCCUGCCUAGGAAGCCAGAAGGAAUAGACAAACCCGUGCUCACAUCUUCUCCUGCCAUCAUUGUUGCUGAUCUGCACAGCCUGUCUCCCAAGCAGAGUGAGCCCCUCCUUGCUGAAGAAGGAGAAAAAAAGGAGGGUACAGAAGCACAAGGUGCCACAGCACAUAGCCCCCUCUCUACUCAACUCUCUGACCAUGAUGACUUCACUGGCCUUGAGACAUCCAGCCUCCUGCAGCAUGGAGACACUGUCCUUCAUAUCAGUGAGGAAAAUGGCAUGGAGAACCCCCUGCUGUCCGGCCAGUUCACUCUCACUCCUGCUGAGCUGGGGGAAACAGACACAGCACUGGAUGAGUCCCAUGUUUAGUUCUGUAUCUCAUGAGCACUUCAUGUAGAGAAGACUUGAGAAGAAUCACUCUGCGCAGAGUAGAGUUGAGUACUUUUGAGAUACAAGAUGAAUUAUAAAACAGCACUUUAUAGCCAGUGGGUGGCAUCAGUCUGAGUAGAUUUUGCUGCCAAAAUGCCUAACAUUUCAUAAACAUCUUAAAGAUCAAUGGCUAAAAAUAUUUAGUUGUGUGAAGACCAUAAAAACCAGGGAAGAAUAAGGGGAAAGAGCCAUUGCACAUUGCUCAUAGCUCACCUUGAGCUUAAAAAUAUUUACUAUUUCAGUGCUGCUUUCACAGGAAUACUAACAAUAUGUUCUUUAAAAAAAUGCAAUUUUUGGAAGGACAUCACGUUAUGCAUCUCAUAAAGUGUUUAUUUUUAUAGUUUCAAAAAUACUACAUUAUGUGGCUGUACACAUAACAAUUUACAUAAAAACAACCAGUGAGAAAAAUAUUAGAUCGGAAAGACUAAGUAAUAAGGCUACAGCCAUUUUUUUGUUUUGGUCAAUAAUCAGCCAGUUAGUCAAAGAAAAAACCAUGUUUAGAGCUGUGGACUUUUCAAAAUUUAUUUUCCAACUGUUAUUUUUCACUACAUGCUGUAAAUUAAAAUGCUAAUGCCACAGACCACUCCAUUUCAUAUCAAUCAUAUUAGAAAGAGAAUAGGAUAGAAUUAUCAGACACAAAUCUGAAUUAAUAACAUAAACAGCUAUACAGUUAGGGAAACUAAAUGUAGAUAUUAUAUCUUGAAAGAGAGAAUAUUCCUGUUCCUAGCCCUGACUACAUUAAUGCCAAGAUCAGUAUUUAUUGGGAAAUACCUUCCUUUACAAUGUUCUGUGCCUGCCCUUAAGGGCAUAUUUUCAUAGCUGAGAGUUAAAUUGUUAGAAUUAGACCAGAAAAAUAAAUUUUCUUGAUACUCAAAUAUUCUUAUGAUCCUUAGGUGAUCUAAGUUUAUGAGGAAAAAUACAAAGUAACCAGUUUCUUCAUAGACACAAAAAAACUCGUUUAUUUUACAAAUAGGGCUUUAACGUGAAGUGCAGUUACUUCAAAACAAAACUUUAGAAGGCUCGUGAGGCCAGUACUUAAUGGAUUAUCAAAGGGCUGGGCAUCAUACAGUUCAUAAAUGGUUUUCAAAAUCUUAGCACUUUACAUUAAAGAAGUGUUAUGUAACUAUUAAGCAUUGAAAAAAACUCAUACACAUACCUAAAUUAGCAUGGUAGUGUGUGUGUUUUAGUCUUCAAAUAGAAGUUAAACAGAGAUUUUUACUAUGUUGAGAUGAAUUUAAAAUAUAUUCUGUAUGCUUAACUGUUGACUAUACUGGCUGUGAAAUGUACAUGUAUAUAAAGAGGAGACCUACAAACCCAAACAAUCACAACAAUGAUUUUAUGUUAGAAUUGUUUAUUAAAUAAGCACAGCUUAUAUUGUGACUUAUAAUUGCAAAUAAAAUUUAGGGUGAGGUCCCAUUCAUCAAAAGAAUGAAGGCAACUGGUAGUUAAUGAUACCAGAAUAAAAUAUAAAAUCCCUCAAUUCAGAAAACCAAGGAGAUAUAACUUCUUGGCCUUUUGGCUAAGAUCAAGUACAAAAAAUCAAGGAGAUAAAUGAACCUGUUUUCUGUUUUAUAACAUUUUCACAUCAUUUAUAUUUAAUGGUGAAUUAGUUCUUAAGUGCAGAAGUAGACAUGUAAAGUGGUUUUCUGAUUCUAAGCUGAUAUAUUAUGCCUGUUAAAAAACUAUGCUGCUCAAAUAGCAUUAGAGGCCUUAUGUUUGCUAAUUACAAGUGUCUGGGUUACAUGAGUCUCUCUAUAUGUAUGUGCUCUGUUCCAGUUUCUUGAUUCUUGAUUCAAAUUCUCUAUAAAUGUGUCAAAUAUUUUAAAAUUAUAGGGGUCAGUGAAGAUUGUUACAGCCUCAACAAUAAUCCUAAAUACAUUAAUAUAUAUUUUAAAUGUGUUGGGCUGUUUGGGGAAAUGAUUUUACUCAUUUGUUUGCCUUUUAACCCAACUCCUUCACUCUUGUGUAUGGAAGUCUGUUGGACACUUUUUCAAUAAGCUAAGUAAUGUUGUACCUUGCAAAAAAGAGUCCACUCUGUGAAACAGGGAUUUAAAGAGUGGAGAUGUGUUAUAUUGGGACUACUGAGAUUCUGCAGAUGUGUCCUAAAAUGUGUUGAAUGUAAUGUGUUGAAUGUUUAUGUGUAGUUACUAGAGUAUUUAUAUGUAUGUGCAUAAGAUGUCACAAGAUGUAUUCUCAGGAAUACUUUAUCUGGAGUUUGAAGGAACAACAACAACAACAACAACAAAGCAGAUGGGGAAGAUAAGGAAAAAGUUCAAGAUAACUGACAAUCUUUUGUAAUAUUCACAAUAUGACAGAACUAAUUAUUAUAUUUGAUAAAUACAAUACUAUUAAUGACAGUUCAUUUCUUAAGCUGUGAUAAUGAUGUUUAUCUCAUUCAGAGGAAGGAUAAAACAAGGAACCCACUUCCCAAGCACAAAAAAUUUACACUCCAUAAAGAGAUUGCUCCUUCUGAAAGUAACUUUAGAGAGACCUUGGAUUAAAAAUGUAUUAUCCGUGAUACUACUCAGAUUAAAGCAGUUCAAAUCCUGGACACAGCAUUUUCUAUACAAACAUUUUGCAUUCAUUUUCAGUAUUCACUGCUUUCUAUAAUUCUAUUAGAUAAAUUACUUGGUUCUUCUGAAAGGGAAAGUGAGCUGCUUCAAGACACUAAGAACCAACUACAGUGUCAAAAUGUAUAAAUGGGCAUGUGG
Messenger RNA from Nannospalax galili (Upper Galilee mountains blind mole rat), 12934 nucleotides. RefSeq names its product unc-80 homolog, NALCN channel complex subunit (gene Unc80). The record is from RefSeq and is a predicted model, not a curated record. NCBI's taxonomy places the organism in Eukaryota, Metazoa, Chordata, Mammalia, Rodentia, Spalacidae. The transcript is spliced from 65 exons. Gene Ontology annotation, biological process: monoatomic cation homeostasis. The coding region runs from base 177 to 10163 and encodes 3328 amino acids. Gene Ontology annotation, molecular function: monoatomic cation channel activity. Gene Ontology annotation, cellular component: axon; cation channel complex.